UCACCAAGGGUUUUACACAGUCCACUUCCACUGAUAUUGUCAAACUUUUGCGCAAAGUGGAAGAGAAGGCUCCCUCGAUGAUCGUACCCCCCCUUGUCGAGGAUGGCAAUGUUUGGGGAUUGAAGAGAUGCGGAUUACCAUUUAAGGAGUCAUUUUAUCAGAACCGCCAAUUCCUCUUUAUUCCAUAUAUUUACAGCACUCUUACAACAGACAUAGCAGCGCCUACAACAUUUUCAAUAUUGAAAGAUAUGGUUCGAACUUUCCUAGGUACAGAAAUAAUUCCCGACACACUUUUCUCGUCCGAGAAUCCUGCUCCAGAUCUGAGCCCAACUUCGCCCAUUUCACUCAUGGACCAUCCAUCUCCUCCUCACGGCGACGACGAAUCUGAUUCCAACUUCAUGGAGAGCAUGGAGACGGAUGAGAUAGGUCAAUAUAACACUGGUCUUGAGCAUCAGGACAUGGGGAGUCAUGAUGAUCAGCAAUAUGCAAAUGCAGUGUUAGAUUCAAGUUCAGUACCAAUUGAACGAAGACCGAGUGUCGAAGAGCAGAGGUUGGAAACUUAUUCAAGUCCAGAACAAGCCCAGCGCUCAAAUCGCCCUGCAGUAGAAAGGCUACUUAAGCCACCAGAAUUUGCCGAUGGUUUUGAUAUCACUAAUUUUAUUGCACCAUUGUACCGGGAGGCAAUAGUCCGUCAUUCGUUGGGCUUUAUGGACAUGAAGAGAAAAUGGGAGGCAUCAGAGAAUACACAACUGGUGGUUUUCUAUCAAUUUCAGUUCCGGAAAUAUUACAAGGUGCGCUACAGCGAUAACGAAGCAAAAGAUGAGCUUAGAGACUGGAUUGCUCGCAAUUCAUCUCGGGACCAAUACCUUCUUCCAGUGGAUGGAAGAAAUCAUCUCAAUGUGGAACAAGUCCUAGAUACGUUAGGCAGGUACAAACUAAUACUAGUCGGUGAGUUGGCACACCAGGCGGAUAUGAUGCCUAGCUCGAGCAUUCUCCAGUACAUCUCUCAACUUGACCAAAGCCUGGGCAAGAGAAAGGACAACUGGCCCGAGGAAGACAACACCAGAAAAAAUGAGAAGGGUAAAAGAAGACAAAAAACGGCAGACAGAGUGUCAAUAGACACUUUGGACUCCAUAACCUGAUUUACUGCUACACUGCAUAGCUGAUAGCUAUUCUUCUAUAAGAAAUCUAUGUGCCG
This is a messenger RNA of Aspergillus uvarum CBS 121591, 1198 nucleotides long. RefSeq lists its product as uncharacterized. Bases 78 to 1142 code for a protein of 354 amino acids. Lineage: Eukaryota; Fungi; Ascomycota; Eurotiomycetes; Eurotiales; Aspergillaceae. The record is from RefSeq and is a predicted model, not a curated record. The transcript has a single exon.